This is a messenger RNA of Camellia sinensis, 1170 nucleotides long. The record is from RefSeq and is a predicted model, not a curated record. Lineage: Eukaryota; Viridiplantae; Streptophyta; Magnoliopsida; Ericales; Theaceae.
CCAUCGGAUGAACUCACUCACUCUCAACUUCAAGAGCGUGCCGCGAUGUCCCUCUUUUUCUACAAUAAACCCAUUUGUGUUUCUGUAUUUUCUCAGACUCUCCUCCUCUUUGAAUUCAAGACUACCCAGUUAUGGAUUUUCAAGAAAUGUCGUCUAUGGAGAAUAAUCCUCUUCCUCCAAUACCCGGUCGUGUUGUUAUUGCUUAUGAUGCUACCAAGAACCGCAAUGAAGGAGAGCUUAAACGCACUGUUGAUAGUAUCCGAUCGAGAGGUGACAUUCUUCAUGGAGGUGAUACACUCACGCUGCUUGGAGUUCUGCAUAAGGUCCCACACCCCAUGGGUUACCAAAUGCAAGCGUCCCCUGUUUCUUUUUUGGGAACAAACAUGAGUGUGCUGAAAGACGAAGUUUCAAAAAAGAUUGAUAUGUAUGUGAACAUGCUCCUACAAAGUGCUGAAGAAUGCAAAAAUGAAAAGACAAAACCACAGUGCAAUAACACAUGGUCCCCUGUCUCAGCUUCAGACCUGCAGAAUAUGCAUAAUGUAUGAGCAUUUUGAUCCAACACCCCAAUAUUCUGUGGUGAGGUAGAUGUUUUUAAUUUCCCUUUGCAUGCCAACCAACUUUUAAAUUGCAUCUUAGGAGGAGAAAUGUUGUUCCAGAUUAAAUCAGGUGAUUUGACCAUAGGACCAUAACUCAAGUUAAGCCAGUCAUAAGCACAUCCUUAACAGAAAACAUACCUGAUCGGGCAGCAUUCCAUACGAGCCUAUCAUCUUCAGUCAAACUGAGGACAGGAGCAGAGAGGAGCAUCUGAAUUAACAGAGUAACUUCUUCCAAGUCCCAGGUGAAUAAUUGUCUUCUAAAAGCAAAGUUCCACUCUCCUGACAAGUCCCUCUUACUAUAGUAAUCAAGCACAGAACCCUUUUUCUCCACUGACAGCAGGAACAGUCUUAUAAACUUCUCUUUCAAGCAAACAUUCUUAUCGAACAGACUCGUUCUUCCAUUACCAAUGUGAAUACAUAAGUUUGAUUGAAAGAAAUUGAAAAUCUGUGGUUUGACUGAAGCUAUUGAUAGUAUGUUAGCCUAAGAAGCACAGACAUGGACACGGGACACGACACGGACACACAGGGUAUGUUAUGUUUGGUUCGGUUUUGAGAGUAGUUUUUAAAAAUUAUU